AUGGCGGCUCCCUGUAUGAUCUGUGGUUCUGCAGUUUUCUACCGGUUCUUUCUGGGCGGAAGAGCUGCUCUUGCCCAGAAACAAAGCAUCUGGAAAGCAGCGUGUGCUGAGCUACAAACUGGUGCCAGAUUCCAGAUAUUAAGACUAAAACAUGUCACAGUUUUAAAGACAAAGAAAAAUGUUCCAGCCUUAAGACAUGAAAUGUACACAGUGGAUUUUAUUAAAAAGCAGAUUGAAGAGUUCAAGAUAGGAACGAGACAUUUAGCCAACAUGAUGGGAGAAGACCCAGAAACUUUCACCCAAGAGGACAUUGAUAGAGCUAUUGUUUACCUUUUUCCCAGUGGUUUGUUUGAGAAGCGAGCCCGGCCAGUAAUGAAGCAUCCUGACCUCAUUUUUCCAAAACAAAGAACAAUCCAGUGGGGAGAAGACGGCCGUCCAUUUCAUUUUCUCUUUUAUACUGGCAAACAGACAUACUAUGCAUUAAUGCAUGAAGCGUAUGGAAAGCUACUAGGUAUAGAAAAACAUCACAAUCAGUUGCAAGCCAAAGAUCUAGUUCUGGAAAAUACUAAAACCAAAGGCCUGAUUGGCAGCAGAUGGCUGAUUAAGGAGGAACUAGAAGAAAUGUUAGUGGAAAAACUGUCAGAUCAAGAUUAUGCACAGUUCAUUCAGCUGCUAGAAAGAUUAUUGACAUUGCAGUGCGGUGCUGCUGAAGAUGAAUUUGUGCAGAGGUUUCGAAGAAGUGUAACUAUUCAAUCACAAAAACAGCUGAUUGAACCUUUACAGUAUGACGAGCAAGGAAUGGCCUUCAGCACAAGCGAAGGGAAAAGAAAGAGUGCAAAAGCAGAAGCAGUUGUUUAUGAACAUGGAAGUGGAAAAAUAAAAGUAAAUGGAGUUGAUUAUUUACUUUACUUCCCAGUGACACAGGACAGAGAACAGUUGAUGUUCCCUUUCCACUUCCUUGACCGGCUUGGAAAACAUGAUGUGACCUGCACAGUAUCAGGAGGCGGGAGGUCCGCACAGGCUGGAGCAAUACGCUUGGCAACUGCAAAAGCUUUAUGCAGUUUUGUCACAGAGGAUGAAGUCGAGUGGAUGAGACAAGCUGGACUACUUACUACUGAUCCUCGUGUCAGAGAACGGAAGAAGCCAGGCCAAGAGGGAGCUCGAAGAAAGUUUACAUGGAAGAAGCGCUAA
Messenger RNA from Elephantulus edwardii (Cape elephant shrew), 1191 nucleotides. RefSeq names its product mitochondrial ribosomal protein S9 (gene MRPS9). The record is from RefSeq and is a predicted model, not a curated record. Gene Ontology annotation, biological process: translation. Bases 1 to 1191 code for a protein of 396 amino acids. The transcript has 11 exons. NCBI's taxonomy places the organism in Eukaryota, Metazoa, Chordata, Mammalia, Macroscelidea, Macroscelididae. Gene Ontology annotation, cellular component: ribosome; mitochondrial small ribosomal subunit. Gene Ontology annotation, molecular function: RNA binding; structural constituent of ribosome.